AGCUGAAAUGACCAAAUCACCAUUUCAAAAUCUCGGAAACGACGCCGUUGGGAUCAGGAGAAGGGCAUCUUAUUUGUGUUCCGCUUCCUCCGUCGCUUGCUGCUCCUCUGGUGCUUCUUCGUUGGCUGCUUCUUUCUUCUCUGCUUCAAGGAGAAAUGGCUGAACAAACUAAGGCAGGAGCUAUUGUCCCUGAAUCUGUGUUAAAGAAAAGGAAGAGAAGUGAGGAAUGGGCUUUGGCAAAGAGCCAAGAACUAAAAAUAAAGAAGGAAAAAAAUGCUGAAAGUAGAAAGAUAAUCUACAAGAGGGCUGAGAAAUAUGUUAAAGAAUACAGUGAAAAGGAAAGAGAGUUGAUAACCUUGAAAAGAGAAGCCAAGCUGAAAGGAGGUUUUUAUGUUGAACCUGAGGCCAAACUGCUGUUCAUCAUCCGAAUCCGUGGUAUCAAUGCAAUGGAUCCAAAGACCAGAAAAAUUUUGCAACUUCUGCGUCUGAGACAGAUAUUUAACGGUGUGUUUCUCAAAGUGAACAAAGCAACCAUGAGCAUGUUGCAUAGGGUUGAGCCAUAUGUUACUUAUGGAUAUCCUAAUCUUAAAAGUGUAAGGGAGUUGAUCUACAAGAGGGGUUAUGGAAAAUUGAAUAAGCAGAGGAUUGCUCUGACUGAUAAUUCUAUUGUUGAACAGGCUCUAGGAAGUUUUGGAAUUAUUUGCGUGGAAGAUUUAAUUCAUGAGAUCAUGACUGUGGGUCCUCAUUUCAAGGAGGCAAACAAUUUUCUCUGGCCAUUUAAACUAAGUGCUCCAUCUGGAGGUUUGAAGAAGAAAAGAAACCAUUAUGUGGAGGGUGGUGACGCCGGAAAUCGCGAGGAUUAUAUUAAUGAGCUUAUUAGGAGGAUGAAUUAGGCUCUAAUGGUUUUGCUCUACUUAUUUUCGUUUUUGAUUAUGUGAAAAGCUAGACUUGGGAAUUUUGCUUGUGCUAUCAGUGUUGAUAGUAGUUUUUUCUAAUCAGAAUUCUUUUCACUUUUCCUCAUUUAUGUUAUGAUGAAGUUGAAAAAUCACAUUAAAACUAUUCUUCAGUUAAUUAGCAUUUGCAUUGUUUGUUGGAUACUGUUUAGUACUCUUGGAAGUUUAUGGAGACCUUUUUGUUUGAAUUUUAGUAAAA
Jatropha curcas is the source of this 1152-nucleotide messenger RNA. Its product is annotated as large ribosomal subunit protein uL30y. The record is from RefSeq and is a predicted model, not a curated record. Gene Ontology annotation, biological process: maturation of LSU-rRNA from tricistronic rRNA transcript (SSU-rRNA, 5.8S rRNA, LSU-rRNA). Gene Ontology annotation, cellular component: cytosolic large ribosomal subunit. Gene Ontology annotation, molecular function: structural constituent of ribosome; RNA binding. Lineage: Eukaryota; Viridiplantae; Streptophyta; Magnoliopsida; Malpighiales; Euphorbiaceae.